AUGGCCGUGGACGACGACCAGAUGCUGCGCCGGUACCUCCGCUGGGGCCUGCCCCUCGAGAGCGGUUUUAGGUACAAGUUAACCCCGAGGCCGGGCGAGCCCAUCUAUGUCACCGGCGUCUACCUGCUCGACUCGGAGAGCGCUGUCGGCCAGGGCGCCGUGGACGCCCGCGUCCAUACUGACGACACGCGGGACCUCGUUAGCGUGUUGCUGUCGGCGGAGAACCCCCGCGUGGAGCUACAGACCCCGGUGCGGCUGGAGAUGGGCAAGGAGUGUUGCUUUCACGCGGUCCCGCAUGGAGGCGAUUCCGACGCCGAAGCAGACACGGACGCCGAUGCCGACACCGGCGCAGACGUCGACGCAGAUGCCGAUGAUGAUGCUGACGCCGGCCCUGGCGCCGACGCGGUCAUCGUUAUGUUCGAGGGUUUCCUUGUUACUCCGCGACCUCUUGACAUGGAGGAGGGGGACGACGACGAAGAGGAGGAGAACGACGACGAUGUCAAAGAGGAGGAGACUGGCAGCGACGACGACGACGACGACGAGUACGAGGAGAAGGAGAAAGAGGAAACUGACGGCGAGGUUGGCCAAGACGUGGCCAGGGCGAGCAGUGCCGGCGGCAACGCCAAGGAGCUUCGACAGGUUGUAGCUAUAACUAUGGCAUUCUUAGGAAUCCUUUUGUUUGUCUCUAUGUUAGCAUUCCUCGGAUUGAUAAUGUAA
Molecule: messenger RNA, 717 nt
Organism: Triticum turgidum subsp. durum (durum wheat)
Lineage: Eukaryota; Viridiplantae; Streptophyta; Magnoliopsida; Poales; Poaceae
Source: the annotation of a GenBank genome assembly